UGAGAGCGAUGCCCAGUACUGCGUCGGGAAUUAGAGAGAGCAUGACUGUGAUCGCGAAUUCGGUGCCUCCACUCUCUCCGCAGGCGUCGAGCCUCAUCACGUGGAUCUUUAAGCAAAUUGGUGAUGUCGUUUAUCUUCCUGCUAACAUGAUGGAUGUCUCGACCGCGCUAUGUGGUAGUGGACCUGCUUUCUUUGCCCUGAUGCUGGAAGCUGCCAUCGAUGGUGCGGUUGCUAUGGGUCUUCCGAGAGCAGAGGCACAGAGAAUGGCGGCGCAGACGAUGAAGGGCGCUGCGGGGUUAGUCUUGGCCGGUGAACAUCCAGCGAUCUUGAAGGAUAAGGUCAGCACUCCUGGUGGGUGUACGAUAGGAGGAUUGUUGGUGUUGGAGGAAGGGAGCGUCAGGGGCACGGUUGCGAAAGCAGUUCGAGAGGCAACUUGUGUUGCCAGUCAACUCGGGAAGGGUGUCCAGGGAGUUAAUGGAACUAGAUUUUAGACAAUAAGCCUUGGGACGUCACGAAUCAUUGCAGAGGCUGUAAACUCGUCUGGUAUUCAUCAAAAUCAUUUCCAUGUCGC
Molecule: messenger RNA, 571 nt
Organism: Amorphotheca resinae ATCC 22711
Lineage: Eukaryota; Fungi; Ascomycota; Leotiomycetes; Helotiales; Amorphothecaceae
Exons: 1
Coding region: 9-491 (160 amino acids)
Biological process (GO): L-proline biosynthetic process
Molecular function (GO): pyrroline-5-carboxylate reductase activity
Source: RefSeq, a predicted model, not a curated record